Messenger RNA from Notolabrus celidotus (New Zealand spotty), 2152 nucleotides. RefSeq names its product B2 bradykinin receptor. NCBI's taxonomy places the organism in Eukaryota, Metazoa, Chordata, Actinopteri, Labriformes, Labridae. The transcript has 2 exons. Gene Ontology annotation, molecular function: bradykinin receptor activity. The coding region runs from base 115 to 1182 and encodes 355 amino acids. Gene Ontology annotation, cellular component: membrane. Gene Ontology annotation, biological process: G protein-coupled receptor signaling pathway; neutrophil chemotaxis; immune response. The record is from RefSeq and is a predicted model, not a curated record.
CUGACAUCACUAUAAUUACAGUUUCCUUUAAGUGAGCGAGUCAGACAGAGACUCAGUGGAGCUAGUUGCAGCACUCAGCAGUGGAGCCGGUAUUUGUGCAUUUCACAUCUGGAAAUGACACCUCAACCUACAAGCGUUCCUGCUAACUUCAGCACCCCUGCUUGGUAUGGGGACCUGAAUAGCACCAAUGGCACUGAAUGUUACGAUGAAGAUACCUGGGAGCGGCUCCACAGCUGGCAGCCAGUCUACAUUGUGCUCCUCACUGUGCUGGGGGUUGUUUUGAAUGUGUUUGUCCUGAUGGUUUUCUGCUUGCACAAGAAAGCCUGCACUGUGGCUGAGAUCUAUUUGAGCAACCUGGCUGCUGCCGACCUCGUCUUGGUAUCCUGUUUACCUUUCUGGGCUGUCAACAUAUCCAACGGUUUUGACUGGCCUUUUGGUCUGUUCCUGUGCAAAUUCGUCAACCUUGGCAUUAAGAUGAACACCUACUGCAGCAUCUACUUCCUUGUUCUGGUUAGCAUAGAUCGCUAUGUAGCACUGGUUCAUCCAAUGUCCCAUGGCAGAAUGCGUAGGCCCAAAUAUGCCAAACUUAACUGUCUGCUUGUGUGGGGUUUUGGGGUAUUGCUGUGUUUACCUACUCUCAUCUUCAGAACAGUAAAGCAUUUUCCAGAGUAUGAUGUACAUGCAUGCUUUCUGGACUAUCCAAGCCAUGUACCCAACCUGGAGCUGUACCUCAACAUGAUGCUGAUCAUUUUUAGCUUCAUUGUCCCAAUUUCAAUUAUCUCAUUCUGCACUGUUAAGAUUAUACAGGCUUUGACAAGGCAGUCAAUAGAGAGGUUCAACGCUGAGAAAACUGAGAAAAAAGCCACCACCCUGGUUCUGGCCGUCCUUCUGGUGUUUCUGAUCUGCUGGGUGCCCUUUCACAUAAUCGCAACUUUGGAUGUGAUUGUACAAGCUCUUGAUCUGAAAGGGUGUGACCUCGAGACUGCACUAGAUAUUUGUAACCAGGUCUUCACCUACUUUGCCUUCUCCAACAGUGUACUUAACCCCAUCCUCUAUGUCAUUGUAGGAAAGAAUUUCCGCAAAAAGGCUCAAGAAUUCUUGACACAGUGGAGAAUUACGAGAGUAACAACUUCAGAGUCCACCCGGUCAAACUUGUCUUCAACACUUAAGACUUUGGUAUAAUAUGCUGCUUUUUAAGUGUAUUGACUUCAGAAAUGACUUGACGACACAAUUAUCUUCCCACAGUCUUGCAAUAAUGUUCAUGAUUUGAGUGAGAAGUUAAUCAAUUAGUGCAGUCCACGUAAUUAUGCAUUUGGACCAAAUCCUCCUUCCUCAAAUCAGUCUGUAAGUGUCAACCGGCCAAUAGAUCAAAUCUUGUUUCAUACAUUAGUAGGUGUAAAUGAUCAUAUAUGUAAGGUAAUAGAAGUCUUAAAUGACUUAUCCCAAAUGGGAAAGGUGUUGUAGGCUGGUUUAUACUUCUGAAUCGACCCUACGCAGCUGAGGUUGACACAGACAUGAGCACCACAUACUUGUGAGUCGAUGUGCCCAUGUCACGCAGCAAUUCUCAGCCGAAACGCUUGAAGGCAGUGUGGUCUCUCUGAUAGUGGAGUCACCUGUAACGGCCCUGUUACGUUCUCUGAGCUUAGUUACAUUUUGGAGGACGUUCGCGUCAGAUACACGCGUAGGCCUCUGCAUAGGUACGUGAGCUACGCAGACCUACGGCGUAGGUGUCGAUUCAACGCUGAAGUAUAAAUCAGGCUUUACAAAAUGUCACAUAAAGUGUUACUUUGUCUUGACUAUGUUAAUGAUCAUAUCAUAGAUCAUGUACCUGAUCAUACAACUUUUUUUUCUCACUUUAUAACAGAACUUCUUGUAUGUACUUCGCUUUGUAUAAAAGCGUCUGCUAAAUGACAUUGUAACAUUGUAACAUUGUUACUCUUCAUGUGUGGUCACAUUAAUACAACUUUCCUCUUGUUACAAACAUUGAUGUGUAUAUUGAAUGUACAGGUGAUCAGCCUGCUUUCUGUAAAUUAUUCUAUGUAAAUAUAGUUUUCACACUCUGGAACCUCUUGCUAACAACUUAAACUGUAACAAAACUAGUAUUUUUUUACUUUGUGCAUAAUCAUCAAAUAAAACAUACAGAUGGUUUGAA